Chondrus crispus (carragheen) is the source of this 1449-nucleotide messenger RNA. Its product is annotated as Serine/threonine protein kinase, SvkA. NCBI's taxonomy places the organism in Eukaryota, Rhodophyta, Florideophyceae, Gigartinales, Gigartinaceae. The record is from RefSeq and is a predicted model, not a curated record. Bases 1 to 1449 code for a protein of 482 amino acids. Gene Ontology annotation, molecular function: protein kinase activity; ATP binding. Gene Ontology annotation, biological process: protein phosphorylation. The transcript has a single exon.
AUGCCAGAGCACUACGAAAAGAAUGAAUGCAUUGGAAAAGGCUCUUUCGGGGAGGUAUUUAAGGGCAAGGAGAUUGCUACCGGAAGAAAAGUUGCGCUAAAACUCGUUGACUUGGAAAAGGCCGACGAGGAAAUCGACGUGAUUCAACGAGAAAUUAAGGUCAUGAGUCAAAUAUCAAACCCGUACGUCGUGCAGUAUUACUCUUCUCUUAUGAAGGGAUCUACCCUUUGGAUUGCUAUGGAGUACAUGGCGGCCGGGUCUUUGAAGGAAUUGCUGGAUGUCGUCGGGCCUUUUCCAGAAGAAUCAAUCGCUACCGUUCUGAAAGCCCUGUUCAAAGGACUAGAUUACGUUCACAAAGGGCACAAGUUGCAUCGCGACAUAAAGGCGGCCAAUAUACUUCUCUCUGAGAACGGAGACGUAAAGCUUGCCGAUUUCGGCGUUGCCGGACAAAUGACAGGGACCGUCCGACAACGAAAUACCUUUGUCGGGUCGCCCUUUUGGAUGGCACCAGAGGUAAUACAGGAGAGUUUGUAUGACGAGAAAGCCGAUAUCUGGUCAGCUGGCAUCACCGGGAUGGAACUCGCAAAUGGGAUCCCACCGUAUGCCACAGAGCACCCAUAUCGCGCCUUAUUUCUAAUCCCGAAGAGCGAACCACCUCGGCUUGAUGGGCACCAGUUUUCGCGGUCUUGCAAAGACUUUAUAUCAUUGUGUCUAAAGAAGAACCCAGUAGAGCGACCAAGUGCGGAUCAAUUGUUGGGGCAUCCGUUCUUGAGAAAAGCCAGGACGUCGUCAAUAAAGGAGCUUCUAAAGAAGAAGCAUCAAGCGACUAGUGUAGAACAGACCGAGAAGGUAAUACUUGGUGGCAACUCAAUUGGAUCAUCUAAUGGAACGUUUCGGCGGCGUGGCUCAGGGGCGAAUUCUUCGGUAGACGCACAAGAGAAUCCGCGGUUAUGGGAAUUUGACUUCGGGUCUCUGAACGACUCCCAAACAGACGGUAAGGACAGCGAGAAAGCCCCACAAGAAACCUCGGGGAAUUCAGAAACGAAACAAACGGAGGGAAACGUAGAGCAGGUCACUCCAAUACCGGGCAGCAGUGAUGAAAACGGGGAACAAGAUGAAAGCAGGAAACCGCGAGAAUAUGUUAAUACGAACGGCGAAGUACCUGCCCAACCUCCGAUUGCACCAGAAAAUGAGGUUUUAUCGCAGCUAAUCUUACCAGUGAUUUCACAAAUUCGGGCAGAUGUGGGUACAACCGGGUUGUACAACCAGUCUCUCAUGGCAAGUUUAGGGGCACUAGAGGUAGCUUUCGUAGACGCAGAAAGCGCCAGACCUGGUGUGUCUACUGCUUUGUUCGAGUCUUUGCUUGUAGAGGGACUGAAAUCGCCAUCACCGAAGAUUCGAGCUUUGUUAUUGAAAUGCUUCCAAGCGAAUGGAACUAAGAAAGUGUAG